UAAUGAACACUAGACGGAAGAUAUCAUUCACACAUAAAGGCAGGCUAAAGUCACUGUGCACAAUUCCCCGUUUCAUACCUGAAACAUCAUAAACAACUUACUGGAAAUUGCCAGAACUAGGCAUGGCCGUUCGAAUACUGAACCCAUGACGUGUACCAUUGACAAGAUCUUACAGGAUGCCAAGACCUUGUUAGAGAGACUUAAAGAUCACGACAACGCUGCAGAAUCCUUAAUUGAACAGUCCAGCUCUCUACAUAAGCAUGUUGAAGCCAUGAAGGAGGUUGGCAAUAAUUUGCCAGAAAAGUACCAAGAAGAUUUGGCAGAAAUAAAGGACACAUCAAAGUACAAACCACAUGUGCUUUUAUGUCAAGAGAACACUCAGAUUAGAGAUCUUCAGCAAGAAAAUAAAGAGCUCUGGCUGUCUUUGGAGGAACAUCAAUAUGCGCUAGAACUGAUAAUGAGCAAAUACAGGAGACAGAUGCUCCAGUUAAUAGCAAAUAAAAAACCUGUACCUACAGAGCCAGUGCUGGGAGCCCAUGAAACCUACUCAACUGAAAUAGAAAGUCAUAUUGAUAGAAUAUGUGCCAUGGGAGAAGUGAUGAGAAAAGCCAUUCAAGUAGAUGAAGGGCAGGCCUAUAAUAUUCAAGAGAGACUUGCCCAGCUAGAGCUGGAAAACAAGGAGCUUCAAGCAAUUCUGUCGGUGAGCAAAGAGUCCUUACAUUUGGGUAAAAAUGAGUCGGAGUGGAAUUCAUUAGAGAAAUCCUAUUGACAUCUUUCUAAUAACAAGACAGUCAUCUUACAUUUGGCUGGACCUUCAACCUUGAUGCUAAGGAGGCUGUUUCCUUGCCCUACACAUACACAAGCUAGCACUGGUAUGAGUGUUCCACUGCCUUGAAAGGGAAAAUGUUCUGCACUGAGGAGUGUGCUGACUCAAGAAGAUGAAGAAAAUUGCUUGUUUAUGUGAACUUGUAGUAAAGACCACAUUUCCUGCAUAGAAACAUUGUGGACUUCUGACAAUGAUAAUAAUAGAUGUUUUAUUUAAAUAUAUACAGAGAAAAAUAAGUAUUGGUAUAAAUAAAAAUUCUCCAAAAUAA
Hyla sarda is the source of this 1094-nucleotide messenger RNA. It is a transcript of the gene SIKE1, whose product is annotated as suppressor of IKBKE 1. The coding region runs from base 146 to 769 and encodes 207 amino acids. The transcript has 6 exons. The record is from RefSeq and is a predicted model, not a curated record. NCBI's taxonomy places the organism in Eukaryota, Metazoa, Chordata, Amphibia, Anura, Hylidae.